Myxocyprinus asiaticus (Chinese sucker) is the source of this 3922-nucleotide messenger RNA. RefSeq names its product ankyrin repeat and LEM domain-containing protein 2-like. Gene Ontology annotation, molecular function: protein phosphatase 2A binding. The record is from RefSeq and is a predicted model, not a curated record. Gene Ontology annotation, cellular component: endoplasmic reticulum. The coding region runs from base 322 to 2628 and encodes 768 amino acids. Gene Ontology annotation, biological process: negative regulation of phosphorylation. Lineage: Eukaryota; Metazoa; Chordata; Actinopteri; Cypriniformes; Catostomidae. The transcript is spliced from 13 exons.
AUGAUUGAUGAAGUCUGCGCUCCUCCUACCAGCUGUUUGUUUGCUCUUUACUUCUGAUUAUAAAAUUUAUCAUGGUGCCACGAUAUUUAUUCACUAACUCAUUUGAGCUUCUGAAGGGUUUGUGAUCAUGAAGUUAAGUUUCAGUUUAAUAUUGUGUUCAAUUCAGUGCACAUAUGGAUAUGUUGGAUUCCGGUGGGAAGCAUACGACGCGACGGCAUUUCUAUUCUGUGCUAGAUUAAUAUCUGGAUUGAUAUCAAUCAUCAUCAAACACUGAUUGACAAUAUCGAACAUUGAAACAUCCCAGUGACUGCUUGUGAUAUAAUGGAGUCGGUUCUCAAGAGGCUGCAGUCACUGACUCCAGAUCAGUUGAGAGACGAGAUCACAGGCGCUGGACUCAAAUGUGGCCCAAUAACAGCCACCACCAGGAGCGUCUUUGAGAAGAAACUGGCUCGAGUUCUGCUGGAGAAUCACACAGACGGUAGUGAUGCGCCACAGAUGCAUUCUGAGAGCUCAGAGAGUUCAUGCCAAGAGCUUCAUCAGCCAAUCAAUGAACGGAACAGAGAGGAAAUGAAUCAUGACACCGAAACCACAGAGAAUCCAGAGACGUUCUCCGAAAAUCCCUCAGUUUAUUACGGAGUUUAUCCUCAGCCAGACGACCCCUCCGUUAAAGAUGGUACAGUGCAUGUGUUUGUUAAUAAGACAAAAGCACUGAAGGCCGUGAUGAGGAUGAAGGGCGCUCGAUUCAAAGCUUUCGUGAGCAAAGAAGACGCUGAGAACUUUGCUAAAGGUGUAUGUGAAGACAAAUCUUCACCAGAGAAACCAAACGCUGCAUCAGUCAUCGAUGCUGUGAAUGUGGAGAAGGCCAACGAAUUCAGAAGUCCACGCACACAAGACCUGACAGCAAAACUGCGGAAAGCUGUUGAGAAAGGAGACGAGGAGACAUUUAAAGAGCUCGUCUGGGAAAAUCCAAGAUAUCUCAUUGGAUCUGGUGACAAUCCAACUAUUGUGCAGGAGGGAUGCAGAUAUAAUGUCCUGCAUGUCGCAGCAAAAGAGAACCAGCCAGGAAUCACUCGUCUGAUCUUAGAAACGCUGGAGAACCCAGAGUUCAUGCGUCUGAUGUACCCUAAGGAUCAGGAGGUCAUGCUGUGGCAACGCAUCAGAUAUAUACUUGAUCUGUAUCUUAACACUCCUGACAAAGCAAGUAAUGAGACACCGCUGCACUUUGCCUGUAAGUUUGGUUGUCCAGACGUGGUGAAUGUUCUGUGUUCGCAUCCAUACGUCGAUAAAAACUGCAGGAAUAAAUACGACCAGAAACCUGCAAGUGUGAUCUGUGAGCGGAAAAACAAAAGUAAAGAAGUGAAGCAGAAGAUCAUGGAAUAUUUGGAGGACAGAUUUUAUGUGCCUUUAUUGAGGGCCGCUGACAACACGCUUCAUCCAGUGAUCGGCGCCCCCUGGUGUCCUGGAUCAUUAGAGUCAUGUGACCAGUUACAAACACCUGUGAUUGUGGACAGUCCCAAAAACCCAUUGAUGACGAUCAAGGCAUUUGCUGGCCCUUUAAAUUCAUCAAAAGCUGAGGAGUUUCACCGAUUGUGGAAAACGCCGCCACGAGACCGGGCCAAAUAUUUCCAUGACAUUUUAAAAUCUGACUCGGAUCGGGGUGCAGAGAGAGUGGGCAGAGAGUUGGCUCAUGAGAUGGGCGUCCCCUGGGCAGAAUAUUGGGACUUUCUGAACUGCUUCAUCGACUUGUUCACUGCGGAUGGUUUGAACAUGUUGGAAGAGUAUUUGAACAGAGAAAACCGCCCGAUAAAUGCUAGAUGUUCCACUCCAUCUACUGGUGGACCUGAUCGAACAUCCAGUUCUGUCUGUAGAUCAUUUCACAAUGAGCAUCUGAACAGAUCCUUUAAAACGACACAUGAGAAUUCAACUGAAGAAGAAGAUCCUAGUGACAUCGGACGGUUCCCGGUCUGUGACCUGAUGCAGGAGUUCGAGAAUGUUUUAUUCUCCACUGAACACACAGAUAAGACAUGUGACUCUGGUCUGGGCGGCCAGACUCUGUCCAGCUCUAAUGAUGAAUGGAGAACGCAUCAGACUGAAGAUGAUGAAUGUAGCUGUAGUUCAGAGGAGUAUUUCACAGCGGAUGAAGACUCUGGUGACCUGCAGGAUUGUAAUAGCAGCAAUGGGGGCAUCCUCGGUCACUCCACACCCUGGAGCAGAGGACACGUCUCACUGGACGACUCGGGUUCCUCAAACUCUUCAUUUCAAUCAACACACAGCAGGACUGACCACAUCAUUGACCCUGUUGACCUCGAUAGACGAGAGGUUUUUAUUGUAGGUAAUUCACCAACUAAGCUUGACAAUGAUGUGCUUCUAGCGUUGAAUAAUGUGGAAAUUGACCAAAACUUAUAUCCUGGUGUGGUCAAAUGGAAGAGCAAGAUUCUGUCCUAUCCUUCAUCACAAAGACAAAGCUGGCCGGCGGCUUCAUUGACGAUCAGAGACAGUGAGAGCCGGAGCUCACCGGCCGAUAGGCUCGACUGGUUUACUGUCUCACCCAAUUUCAGAAGCCCUGGCCACUUUAACCCCGAGCAGUUUGUGUUCAGCCCUCUGAGCAGGUCAUACAGACACGUGUAACCAGAAUAUCCUGUCCAUUGAAUCUAAGAUGCACUUGUACGUUGGUUGAUUCGCUUUACAAGCACUAAAAAGUUCAGUCACUUUACAUUUUACAUUUCUAAAUAUUUGUUUGUUUUUACUUCCUAUUAAAGUUUUAUGCAAUUUUAUUUUGUACUGCUAUUGUAUUGCUUUUAAUAAUUGCACAAUUUGUUUGUUUGAGAUUGUUUGUGGUAAUGCAGCUGAUGUAAGAAAAUGUUGCAUGAAAAAAUUGAAAUUUGUUUAAUUAUAACAAGACCUUUUUGUUAAGAAAGCAAUUGCAUUUGGUGUGUUUUCUCAGUCUUAUAUAAGCUGUUUUUCGAAGGCAGUGUGUGAAGAUGUGAAGUAAGAGAAAUAUAUGUGUAAUAUUGAUUGUUUCUAAGAACUAAACAGUUUGAUGCCAUUUAAGUCCCCAGUACGAGCUGUGGUAUUUAUAUUGUUUAGUUUCACCCGAUGACUAUUUUAAUAGGCUUGUUAAAAAGACUAAAGACCAUUUAUAAUAUUACACACUGCUGAAGGCCUAAAAGUCAAAUUUUAAAUAAUUGGAAUCAUUUUCAAUUAUUACACUGGUGUCAUUUCCGAGCUGCACGUCAAUCAUCUUUGAUCAAAAGAAGUGCUUAAUCAUUGGAUUAAAAAAAUAAAAAUAGGGGGUCUGGGUAUCUCAGCGAGUAUUGACGCUGACUACCACGCCUGGAGUCGUGAGUUCGAAUCCAGGGUGUGCUGAGUGACUCCAGCCAGGUCUCCUAAGCAACCAAAUUGUCCCGAUUGGUUGCUAGGGUGGGUAGAGUCACAUGGGGUAACCUCCUAGUGGUUGCUAUAAUGUGGUUCUCGCUCUCAAUGGGGCGUGUGGUAAGUUGUGUGUGGAUUGUGGAGAGUAGCAUGAGCCUCCACAUGCUGUGAGUCUCCGCGGUGUCAUGCACAACGAGUCACGUGAUAAGAUGCGCGGAUUGACGUCUCAGAAGCGGAGGCAACUGAGACUUGUCCUCCACCAUCCGGAUUGAGGUGAGCAACCGCGCCACCAAGAGGACCUACUAAGUAGUGGGAAUUGGGCAUUCCAAAUUGGGGAGAAAAAGGGAUAAUUUUUAUUAAAAUAAAAAAUAUUUAUAUAUAUAUACAUUUAGUAUUAUUUUCUUUAUCUAGCAUGUAAUUCAUUUGUGGUAAUGUGCCUUUUCAACACUGAUAGUCCCUCAUUUAUUGUUCUACCUUAGUAUGUCAUGAUACUGUGACCUUCAGUGGAAGAUAUAUGUUAUGAAAUCUCAUCACACACACCAGAGGUGAC